Eimeria maxima is the source of this 945-nucleotide messenger RNA. RefSeq lists its product as hypothetical. The record is from RefSeq and is a predicted model, not a curated record. NCBI's taxonomy places the organism in Eukaryota, Apicomplexa, Conoidasida, Eucoccidiorida, Eimeriidae. The transcript has 11 exons. The coding region runs from base 1 to 945 and encodes 314 amino acids.
AUGCAUCAUAUAUGGCCUGAAGGGCGCGAGAAAAUUCCAACAGCUGGAAGCAACGAGGAGGACUCGGGUUGCGCCCUUCUUGGGCCCCCUCUUUCCCCUGAAGAAACAGAACUUCUUUGGCAGCAGCUGCUGGCAGCAGCGCAGCACAGCAGCAGCAAAGAGAAGCAGCAAGCAUUUGCUGCUGUUGCUGCUUCUGCUGCAGCGGGAAGCAACCCCGCUGCUGCCGUUGUUGCUGCAAUCCGUAUGGCGAUUUCAAGUGCGGCGGUUGUUGGCAAAGUCCCUUAUUACAAGCCAGGUACAGCAGCAGCAGCAGCAACAGCAACAGCAGCAGCAACAGCAGCAGCAGCAGCAGCAGCAAGAGCAACAGCUGUUACAGAAGCAGGGGAAGCAGCAGCAGCAGCAACUGUUGCUUUCUUGGAGGCGGCUGAGCUUCUUAACUCUUCAGCUACAGAAUCAUUCGCUAAGAUUGAUGUUGAAGAUCGAAUGGAUGUCAACAUCACUGCAGCAGAGGCGUAUAUAAAGGGAGGAGAGUUUGCCUUAGCUGAGCCUCUUGUUACUUUUGCUGCUGCGUUUGCUGCUGACAGCAAAAAUGAUUCGUUAAAACAUAGACUUACUGACAGUCGGUUGACGGGCAGUAAUUGGCUGUCGUUAUUUAGACGAAUUAUUCGCGAUAAUUUUAUUACUAAAGAAGAUGCAGAGGCUAUCACCAAGAUGAUGGAUGCUGAAGGGCAAAUCACAUCUGCAGCCAAAACCGCAAUUAUCCACAAGAGUGCUGAAGAAUUCGUCGUUGAGUUGUUGACUGCGGGAAAAAUCGCAGGGAGAAUUGAUGCAGAGAAAGGAGUGCUGCACAUAUUCAGCGAGGAAGCAAAACCCCGCAAUUGGCGUCGGUCAGCAUUAGAUGUCUUCACGGAUUUGCAUAGACUGGCAGAGGCCUUAGACGCCUAA